UGGAGACUUGUGCUCCCGACGGGACAAUAAAACAUCUCCCGGCUGCCGUUUUCACCGGCUGCUUCAGCAUUUCACGCUCGUCGGAUGAACACAGGGCCCGUGUCGAACAGCUGCAAGAAGACACAAUGGAGUCGUCUGUGAUGAACCUGUACAACCAGUUCGAGAGCCUGAGAGCCCAGGUGGACGGUCUGAACGAGAGCGUGGAGCCACAGUUCCUGCAGAUGGCUGAAAACUUUGAGGACUGUCGUAAGAGGUGGAUGCAGACGGACGAGGAGCUGGUUUCCUGUAAGGAGACGCUUGCCAAAGUGGAGACCGAGAGAGGCGCUCUGGAGGUUAAACUGAAACACGCCCGCAACCAGGUGGAUGUGGAGAUCCGCCGUCGGCAGAAGGCCGAGGCCGUCCACGAGAAACUGGAGCGACAGCUGCAGCUGAUCCGGGACCUGCUGAUAGCCGAUAACAGCGUUCACCUCAGUGAGGAGCAGCGCUCGGCCCUGGCUUUCCUCAGCGCCCACUCCCAGGCAGCUCAGGCUUCCAAAGCCAACCUCAACACCAGCCGCAGAUUAACUGUGAUCGAUGAAUCGUCCUUGAUAUCGGAAAUCAGCUAUGAUGAAACAGAUGACUCUCUGGACUGGGAUUCGUCUGCAUUGAAUAAGAUGAGACUUCGCAGACGCCAGAAAAGACGCUCCUCCAGGAAGCUCCUGGAAGUUCCCCCGCAGGCAGUGAAGAAGCCCCGGUCCACAGGCCGGCCGUCAGACAGGAUGAACGAGUCCAUCGUGGCCAAAACGACAAUCACCGUGCCCAUGAACGGAGGAGCGCUGGAGGCCGUCUCCACCAUUGAGGCAGUGCCUUACUGGACACGCAGCAGGAAGAGGAGUGUUGCUCUGGCGUGUGACGAUACAACAACUGACCAGUCUGCCACUGUUAGCGAGGCUCCGAGCACACUGGCCCCAGAUUUUAAAGCCAAACAAGAAACACCCAAAAUGAAUGGAGAAGGAAAGAAGCACCACUUUAUCCCCAAAACGGUGAUCAAGUCUGAAUUCUGCGGGUCGUGUGGGAAAAGGACUAAAUUCGGCAAGCUGUAUCUCCGCUGCCAGGACUGCAGGGUUGUGAGCCACCCGGAGUGUCGGGAGCACUGCCCCCUGCCCUGUAACCCCGCAGCCGUCUGCACGCCCCUCAAGAACACUGAAGUGACUCUGGCUGAUUUUGCUCCAGCCACCGCCCCACAGAUCCCGGCUCUGGUUAUUUACUGCAUCAAGGAGAUUGAGCACAGAGGCCUGCACGAGGUCGGCCUGUACAGAGUUUCAGGCAACGAGCGCACGGUGAAGGAGCUGAAGGAGAAGCUCAUUAGAGGAAAGACUCUGCCUCCUCUCAACAAAGUGGAAGACAUCAACGUCAUUACAGGUGUCCUCAAAGACUUCCUGAGAAACCUCCCGGAGCCACUGCUCACCUUCCACCUCAACAAGAGCUUCAUGACAGCAGCCGAAAUUGAGGACGACGACAACAGUCUUGCAAUGUUGUAUCAGACCAUCAGCGAGCUGCCUCCACCCAACCGAGACACUCUGGCCUGCCUGAUGAUCCAUCUGCAGAAAGUGUCCCAAAGUGUGAAUACAAAGAUGGACGUACACAAUCUGGCCAGGGUGUUCGGGCCGACCCUGGUGGGUCAUGCAGUCCCCGACCCCGACCCCAUGACCAUCCUGCACGACACCACCAGACAACCCCGGGUUGUUCAGCGCAUGCUCAGUAUCCCAGCAAGCUACUGGAGUAAGUUUGCUUAUCCAGACAGUGAAAGCUUGGACAACGCUCACAUCACAGACACUCCAAAGCAAAAAGUGAGCAUCUUGGGACCAUUGACCACUCCAGAGCAUCAGAUGAUUAACAAAACCCCUUCCUCCAGCUCGCUGUCUCAGCGCAUGAUGCAGACCCUGUCCAGUACCACCCUAUUUGGAAGCAAGAGCAAAGCAACUUCUGCCUCCAAGCACCAGGGCAACUUCUUCGCAUCUCCGCAGCUGAAGUAACAUCGACGAGUGGAGAGGAAAAAGAAAACUAUAUUCAUUUACACUAACUUACUAACUGCACUAACAGAAUUUAUCUAUGUUUUGAUAAUCGAGUGGGGAAAUGACAGCGCAGUUUGAGCACAUCAAAAAUUGAUACCUGAUUUUUCUCUAAUCAAAUAUUUUUUGAAUCAAAGAAAACACUUAUUCUUGACCAAAACUGAUUAGUGUAUCUGGUUUGUCUAGUUGAAUGAAUACGGAGGGGAAAGUUAAACCACUGGCCGGUGCCUGUUUGUUUCUGGUUGCUUUGUCAUUCAGAAACAGUUUUUAUAAUCUUGUCGAUGUGCUUUAAAGCAUAACCGCGACUCUUUUAACUUUGUGAACACUGACAGAUUUUGGGAAACGUAUUGCAUUUUGCACACUAUGGAACAAGCCAGUGAAAUGUAUUUUUAUUUCUGCCUGGUGGUCUAAAACGCCACCAGAGGCUGCUCUUGCACCACUUUUGAUAUGCAAGCCCUGCCCAGCGAAUAGGAUCUACUGUACAUCAUGCACAUAAUCAGUCAGAGUUCCUGACAGUCCUUACACUGAUAGAUCUGCACGUUACUAGAAAGGUUAGUCGGCUGCAAUGAGACAGUUCAGUAGAGAUUCGAGACUCGCAGUGUGAGGCCUCAGGAGAACAAACAGAAGCUGAUUUAAUGCAAACAUUUAGAAUAUAUUCAGUUAUUUAAGUAUUUCUAACUACAGGAGCCUCCUUGUGCCUUUAAAGUUAACAGGAUUUAAAUGAAUCCUCUCUUUGCUGCUCUCAUCACUUUAACAAGACCUCAAUGCAAUGAUUAUGUUGACGCCAGUGUUUGUAUUUACCUAUUAGGAACACCAAACUACAAGUAUAAACUGAACCCAGCCAUAUGUGUUAUAAGACUUUUGUAACAUUGCAAUAAUUUCUAAUUAUCUGCCAUAUUUUUGUACUCUUUUAUAUUCUUCCUUUAUUUCCAUGAAAUAUUAUGUCUGAUUGUCUCGCUUUCACCAAAGAUCCCGUGGACUGAAUGUUAACAUCCAUUCCUUUGUUUCUGCUCAAUGGAGAAAAACACAAA
Salarias fasciatus (jewelled blenny) is the source of this 3082-nucleotide messenger RNA. RefSeq names its product rac GTPase-activating protein 1-like. Gene Ontology annotation, cellular component: centralspindlin complex; midbody; cleavage furrow. The transcript has 17 exons. Gene Ontology annotation, molecular function: GTPase activator activity. Lineage: Eukaryota; Metazoa; Chordata; Actinopteri; Blenniiformes; Blenniidae. Gene Ontology annotation, biological process: mitotic spindle midzone assembly; Rho protein signal transduction; mitotic cytokinesis. The record is from RefSeq and is a predicted model, not a curated record. Bases 126 to 2015 code for a protein of 629 amino acids.